Molecule: messenger RNA, 1565 nt
Organism: Benincasa hispida (wax gourd)
Lineage: Eukaryota; Viridiplantae; Streptophyta; Magnoliopsida; Cucurbitales; Cucurbitaceae
Product: Tetratricopeptide repeat (TPR)-like superfamily protein
Molecular function (GO): protein binding
Source: RefSeq, a predicted model, not a curated record
UUACGUUACUUGUUCUUGUUCAUCCUCGAAGCUUCGCGUUUCCCGAGGCUCUCCUUCUGCCAUUUCUCCUUCCUUCUGAUCCUCUCUGUUUCCAGUUUCGCCCUUCAAUUCAAAUUUCUCUAAUCGAAAUCUCCACCCCCCCUAUUUCAUCACUUGGGGUUUUCUACAGUAGGGUUCCAUUCAAAUGCCCAUGGCUACCGCACCCUUGAACAAAAUCGAGCGAGCCCAUCAGAUGUACCGUGAAGGUCUCUAUGUCGAAGCUCUGAGAUUUUACACUGAAGCUCUGGCCAUGGCCAAAACCAAGUCCCAGAGGAUUGCGCUUCAUAGUAACAGAGCUGCUUGCCAUUUGAAACUUCAUAAUUUUAACAAGGCAGCUGAAGAAUGUACAUGGGUUCUUGAACUUGAUCACAAGCACACUGGAGCUCUUAUGCUUCGUGCCCAGACUCUUGUCACACUCAAGGAAUACCAUUCUGCUUUGUUUGAUGUUAACAGACUUAUAGAAUUGAACCCAUCGUCAGAAGUUUAUCAAAAUCUUCAUACUCGACUCAAGACGCAAUUGUCACUUGCUCCAAUACCUGAAUCAGAAGCAGAGCUUGAAGAGGAGGAGGAGGAGGAAGAAGAAGAAUACGUUGAUGAGUUCAAUGCAUAUGCAGCCAAUGCGAAAUGCAAUGGGGGAAAAGAAAAUGCUGUCGCUCCGAGUAUUACACAGGUACAGAAACCUGAGCAUGAUUACAAUUUGAUUGAAAAGAACAUCAUCCAGAAAACUCAGAGCAACUAUGGAUUAUCUGAAGAAGAAAGGGGCAGUCAGAAGGUUGAGGUGAAAAUGACUACUAAAAGUGAAGUCGUUGCCCCUCGAGCACAAAACAAGAAGGGCACAACUGACCUAGGUCCCAAUGGCUGGCAAACAAUCCCAAAACCUAAAGGACACUCAGCUUUAGACUAUGCACGUUGGGAUAGAGUUGAGGAUGAUUCUAGUGAAGAUGAUGAUGAUGAUGAAGAAGACUCGGGACCUCAAUUCCGUUUUCGUGUUAGAACCGUUGGUGUUAAACCUGUGAAGUGAACUGAAGAUGCAUCAUACAAUCAAAUGCCUUGCUAUCUUGAAUCUUGAUAGAAAAACGACAUGAUAUGCAAUUCCGUGUUUCGUGGAUUUUGGAAAUUCACAUGUCAAAGAUCAGUACUGUUGAGACCUUCAGACCUAUGUAAAGUGUAUUUGUUUACAAACAAAAUUAGCACAGUGGGUAUGAUCAACGGCAAGCUUUGCCCAUAAGAUUUUGUACAGAGCUCCAGCCGAUGCCAUUUGGUUUAAGUAAUGUUCCGUCUGCUGCACAACAUCAAUUUCCGAGUGCUUGUCACAGUUGAAGAUCCCGUCUUGGAUUAUGGAUCAUAUUUCUGGUAUAUGAUGUUCAAUACUUGUGGUAAAUACUAUUAUAUGCUGCUGUCCGGCAUUGAUUGAUGGUAGAUUUAGCAGUAAAUAAGCUUCAAAUUUCAUGGUAUUUGGAAGAAUAAAUACUCGUUUGAUGAUACCUGAAUGAAUUAUUAUUUCACUGCUCUUUCAUAUCCCUGUA